Molecule: messenger RNA, 10968 nt
Organism: Psilocybe cubensis
Lineage: Eukaryota; Fungi; Basidiomycota; Agaricomycetes; Agaricales; Agrocybaceae
Exons: 21
Coding region: 1-10968 (3655 amino acids)
Biological process (GO): protein polyubiquitination; positive regulation of protein catabolic process; proteasome-mediated ubiquitin-dependent protein catabolic process
Molecular function (GO): protein binding; ubiquitin-protein transferase activity
Source: RefSeq, a predicted model, not a curated record
AUGAAGAUCCUUCCUAAAUCUAAGAAGGCGAUACCUCCACCGCCUCAAGUGACUGAACUUAUCUCCAAUCUUCUUAACGCUUCCAAUGAACAAUUAGUACAAAUUUUGAAAGAUGUGGAUGCCUGGAAAUGGCCCCGUUCUGAUCUCAAUGCCUGGGUGAAAGUACUUAACAAGUUCGACGACCUCAUGGACCAAGUUAUUCGCGAGUACAAUGUGGACAAGCUACAGCUAGAUCCAUUCUCUCCGGAAAAGAGGGAUCUUCUCGCUGAAAUUCUUCGCUUCGAGAGACUCCUUCUGGAGAACUCCACGAAUAGAAAGACGUUCAACUCCUACGACAGAUUGAACAGUCUAUUAUCUACCUCGGAUCUUGACAUCCUCAUUUUGGCGUUGAACCUUUUGCUUCGACCUUCACAACAGUAUUCCGCACAGCCUGCUGUUUCGCACGCGCUUAGCAUUUCCACUAAUAGGCUUCAAUCUUUGGCAAAGCGAUGGCCGCAUCUACGCGAACACGGAAUUGGACUCGUUGAAUUGGCAGGAGACAAACCUGGCGAGGAAUUGGAAGGUGUCCCACCGGAGGCCCGCGAAGUCAGUUUCAAUUUUUACAGGACAGACUCCUCAGAUGGAGCAGAAAUUGAGAAGCCCGUUGAAGAAGUUUUGGAGACUCCAGCCACUCCACGUAAACCAACAGCACCUUCAGGACCGAGCCCUCCUUCCAGUGCCAUCAAUAUUCGCCUGGACGAGUCAACCAUUGCUGCACAGCCAAUUAUGAACGUCCUCGCGAGUGCCAUUCAAGCGCACUCAAUACCAGAUAGCGAAAUAUUCGAAUUGCUUUGCAGAAUCCGAACGGCUUCUUCCUUGUCCCCGGGCAGGAAAAAGGAACGUGAAAAGUUGGUCGUCAUACGUUUACUAGCCAUCGCCAUCUUUGGCCACACCCACACUGAAUCCCAAGCGACAUCGGCUUUGUUUCUUUAUGAACCCGAUCUCAUUGGGCAUAUUGCUGAACUUCUUCAAGUCGAUCGAGGAGUUCCUACAAUCGUCCAAACCGCUGCAAUCGCCGCAUUGGAUGCUCUCGCAAGGUACAAGAACAAAGUACAAGAAGUACUCACCGCUGUUAACGCGGGCGUCAAUCAUGGUAUAUUGAUGGCACUUGUCCGCAAUAUGGUUGCGGAAGUGUCCAACCCCGAGUCCAAACUUCCUCACGCCUUUGUGGAAGCUCUGUUGUCAUUCAUAACAUAUAUUGCGUCCCACGCUUCAGGUGGCAAUAUGGUUGUUGGUGCUGGCCUGAUUCCCCUGUUAAUCCAGAUAAUGGAAAACAGAUCCCCCUUCAGACUCCCUGUCAUCUCUAAAACGAUGCAACUAGUUGAUAAUGUGCUCUAUAGUUUCACGAACGCUUUCACCUUGUUUUGUGCAGCUCGCGGAGUUGAUGUGCUUGUUGAUAGGAUUGAGUAUGAAAUCGAUUUUGAUAUUAACGAGUACUCCAGUGAAUUUCACCCCUGUGCUCUCACCGGUAUAGGUGAACUUCCGAUUCAACGUAUAGCCAUUUUAAAGCACAUUCUCCGGUCUAUGCAUCGAAUGAUGCAAUCUUCGGGGACUGCUGAAGGCUUACGUGGACUAAUCGAUAUGUCCUUGCUCAAGUCUAUCAAGAAGAUCAUUGAAUAUCGUGGGCUUUUUGGGCCCAACAUUUUCCCACUUGCUAUAAACAUCAUGUCAACCUUUGUUCACAACGAACCUACUUCACUAGCCAUAAUUCAAGAGGCCGGGCUACCUGAGACAUUUUACAAUGCCAUUGAAAUUGGAAUAGAGCCGUCCAUCGAAGUCAUACAAGCUAUUCCCAACGCAAUCGGUGCGUUAUGUCUCAAUGACGUAGGGCAGGCGUUGUUGUCCAAACGACCAAGCAUCAUUCCGGGGAUUUUCUCGAUUUUCACAUCUGAGAAGCAUCUGAAAGUCUUGAUUGACAAGGAAAACGCGGUAAUAAUUGGGACAGCUGUCGAUGAAUUGAUUCGUCACCACCCUUCUCUGAAAACACCUGUUUUCGAGGCUCUGAAGUCUGUCCUGGGUCGCAUUGAAGAUUUCGGCAUGUCUUACUCACCUACUCCCAACAUUAAACAAUGGUACCAAUUGGUUCCAAUGGCACCUACCACUUCUGUCGAUGAUGAUGUCACAAUGCAAGAUGAUAGCCUCCCAGAAAAGUUGUCAGGUAUAUCUCCCCAAAAAGCAUCGGAAAAGACCACUGAGAAAGCAACUUCUCUGGUUAAUGACGACGAGAUAGAGGAAGAUGAAAGCUUGAAGAAUCAUGACAACAUCGUCGUAUCUUACAUCGAUGUUGUUGGACGGUUUUUGGAAGGUUUCUUCCAACACCCUCCUCACUGCAAGGACUUUGUGACCACUACUGAUGGGCUUGAACGCUUUGGACGUUUGACCGGACUACCCUGCCUACCUUACGACUUUGCAAAUAGUGUAGCAUCAGAUUCCAUGGUUCAAGUAUUACGGACUAUGACCGAAGUGGCGACAGUCGAAACUUUAGUUCACUUGUCCGACAUUGUGGAGGCGUCUUUAAAGGAAACCAAAUUUUUCUGGGACCCAAUCAUGGAAUCUUCGAAACUGCUUCCCUUCGUUGAUCUUGCUGCUGGGGACGCCUCACUCGCGAAUAGUCAAUUCAGAAGUUUGGUUACUCUCCACAUUCGUAUAACCUUGCUAUCCGACGUCUUUGCCACCGCUGGUCAAGCCCAAGGCAGGGCAGCCAUAGGACUACUCCAGACACUGAUGGAGCACACUCCGUUGCAAGUGCUGACUGACCUUGGAUGCCUCCACCGUGCUAGCAUCUGGGAGAACAUUACUCUCAACUUAGGGUUAAAUUCGAAGGGAAUCGAUCUUCAACUUAGUGCUGCAUCAUCGCCCCUGGAAGGGUCACCCAAUCAAACUAAUAUAGAGUUACCCCCUGUCCCACCUCUUCCUGGUCUACUUCCUCUUUCCCAUCCUUCUGGUGCCAGAAAUGGUGCAACGGCUUCAAAUGGUACCCACCUGGGGACAGACCUUACCUUGGGAUCGGGUGGCAAAGAUAACACUAAUAAGCAAGAUGGCCCUAGAGACUGGAACGCAUCUUCUCUGAAACAUAUCACUCAAGGCCUGCCGAAUGCGCUGGCUCCGUUUUUCCAAGGCAAGUUGGAAAUAUCAUAUUUGAAUCCAGAUCCUUUGCAAAAGAAGCAAAUCAAAGAAUCAUCAAAGAUCGUUGCUGAUAUCAUGUUGAAACACUUGAAUAUCAAUGACUUUGACAACAAGGCUGCUCAGUACAAUUAUUAUAGUGUUAUAUUUGCACUGUUUGCUCUUCUACUCAUUGAUGAGCGCACAGUUACAAAUACUCUUCAUACAGUGGAGCUCUUUGCUUUCUAUCAGUCUCGUGGAUUUGAUGCUAUCUUUACUAUCUGCUCGUCACUGGCUGAUAGAAUCGAGGUCAUCACUGCAAUCAAAGAGGAUUCACGUUCAGAAACAGAGAAAAAAGAGUUGUUGCAUGCUUAUAGUGCUAUGAAGGUAGCCUUGCACCUCAUAUACCCUGUCGUUUCUUCGAAACCGCUCUUCGAGUCGGGACAGACCUUGCUCAUAGUCACUCGUGACAAACCAGAGACUGACCCGAGCUAUUUUGAACCUCACAAUUUCCUUGUCAAAUUACGAUCCGCUGCUUUGCCGCUCAUCCGCAAACUCUGGGAAGCCUCUUGGCUUAUUCAGGCACCUCUUAGUGUAAGCAGGUUUGUAGUCCGGACAGUUCUUGAGUUGGUGAACGGUGAAGGCGAAGAAAUUAAAUCUGACUCGAGCAUGCCUGACAUUGGGCCUACUCCUGUGACUAUCACUAGGCCAACAGGUCCAGAUGAAAGUCGGAUUCAAAUAUUAACUGACAUGGGUUUCCCCCGCUCUGCUGCAGAGCGUGCUUUGGCAAGGACCCACAAUAAUGUCAAUAGCGCGACCGAGCUACUCUUAUCAAACCCCUUCCCUUUACCGCCUGAUCCUGUUCAAGAAACUCCAGCCCCAGCCCCAGCCCCAGCCCCCGCUCCCGUUGCUACAGAAAAUCAAGACCAUUCUGAAAUUGACAAUGAUGCCCAAUCUGUUGAGACCCCCACGGAAGAAAACACCCCAUCACCACCCCCCAUUCCUGAAAUCGACGAAGCUAGCUUGAGCACGCCCGGUAAAUCUUCGGAGGAGUGGUACAAAUUAUUAGAGGAGGCUCGUGAACCUUUACGGGCGAGUAUCAGCAGACAAUCAUUGUUGCUCAUCGAUGAACACCUUUCUCUUCUGUUCGAUCUUCACAUUACAUUCACAAAAUCGAGCAAGCAUCAAGAGCAGGCAGUUCGCGAUCUUGUUGACGAUGUUAAAGCCUUUUCAGCAUUUGCUCUGGAUGUUCAGGAACAACCCCUUGCUAAUAGGUGUCGCCUUUUGGCUUUGGUUCUGUGCGAAAAACCUUCUUCAUUAGACCAAGAUCUGCGAAACGUCUUGAUGGACCACCUUUUGGCGUUAUUACUUUCAAGUGUCGAUCCCGAACAUCCUCCCCGAUGGCUUGCUGCCCAUUUACUGGUUACUGAGGCCCUUUUCACGCUCUCUGAUGAACCUCGCUCAAUCAAUCUGCCAAAAGAAGGUGAACCCAUCUUGCCAGAGAAUAGAUCUGUUGGCCCUCCACGAACGGAUGCUCGGACAAUUGUUUUCGACUUCUGUCUGCGUCUACUCGCUGUCGACGAUUUACCAGCUGAUGAAUUAUUAUCUGUCUUACGAUUAUUCGUUCUAUUGACUCGGGACAGAGACAUGGCAGGUCAAUUUGUGAAACGCGAUGGGCUUAUCCACCUAUUCAAACGCCUCAGGGUGUCGCCUGUGAGUGGUGGCUCAUCUUAUGUUGCCACUAUUUUGCGCCAUGUUGUGGAAGAUGCUUCCAUUAUCCAAAACGUUAUGCAGCAGUCCAUUAAGCGAUAUCUAACGCAACCCAGAGUUAGAAUAGUCGAUGUCACCAGUUUUGUAAGAAGUUGCAGCGCUAUUGCACUCCGAGAUGUUGAUAUCUUCAUCGAUACGACAAAGUCUCUCUGUCAACUUGAACAGCCAUAUUCGUCUUCGCCACACAUAAAAUUGCAGAACGACUCCGCAUCUAUUCAAAAGUUGCCAUCAACGGGACAGGAACAGUCUUCAGAAAUGCAAGUUGACGCCCCAUCUAGUUUGCCAUCUAAUAUUCCUCAAAAAUCUGUGGAGAGUGUGGUUUCUUUAUUAGUUAGCGAACUUAUGACUACUGUCAAAGUCAUCCAAGAUGCGCCCAUCCCAGCGUCAACGACACCCGUUGUUGCCGCUAAAUUGGACUCAACAGUUGCACAGCAAUCACAACAAAUCCCAGAUCCCCAAACCUCUCAGACAUUAGUUGCCCCUGCAACGUCAACUACCUCUGGUCUAUCGGAGGGUGGCACGGUGGCCGCAUCUCCUCAAAUUGAUAUCCAGGACAAACAUCAAUAUGCAUCGUUUUUGAUGCAAUGUUUGACUGAACUACUUUUCUCAUACGAUUCCUGCAAGAUCGCAUUCCUGUCAUAUUCCACCAAAAGGCGGUCACCCCAAACUGUCAAGGAACCCACCAAUAAGUUUAGAAACGCAACCUUACAUUUCCUUCUUUCUGAUUUAGUGACGUAUGGAACUAUCAAUUCUUCCUCUGACUCAAAGCAACAGCGCAAUAGGGGCAUGCUCUGCAGCUGGGCCAUGAAUGUCAUCGGCGCAUUAUGCAUGGAUACCUCGUCGGCACCGGACAUAAAAGAUGUGUCAACAGAUUUGGUUUAUGUUCGGAAAUUUGUAUUGGAGACUAUCAGUCGUGCCAUCAAGGAUGUUUCAUCGACAUCGGACAACACUGAAUCUCGAUAUGGAAGAUUGCUCGCACUGGCUGAUCUAUGCCAUCGAUUGCUAACUGCCCGUGUCAAUUCCAAUUCGCGGAAGCAUCAAGAAGAUAUCCCGACACAUUUGGCCAAAAUAAUGUUGGAGAAGAACUUCGUAGCUAUUCUUACAACGGCCCUCUCGGAAGUCGACCUCAACUACCCUAACGUUCGCAAUCUUGUUGCUGCCAUUCUUCGUCCUCUUGAAUAUCUAACAAAAAUUGCCAUAAAAAUGAGCAGGAGCUCUACCAAAACCAAAGAAGAUAUUGUGAAAGAAGACAGCGUCUCGGCGGACUCUGAAUCAGAGGAUGAAGAUAUGGAGGAUGACAACCGGGAGGAAACUCCCGAUUUGUACAGAAAUUCAGCUCUCGGAAUGUAUGCUGGGGAAAUGGAUGAUGGUCAAUACGACGAAGAUGAGGAUAUGGAUGAAGAUGAAGAUGAUCAGGACGUUGAAAUGGACUAUGGUGAAGAAACUGGCAGCGAGGACACAUCAGCAUCUGAAUCGGAGGGUGAAGAGGAUGAUCUUGGACAUGGGGAAGAUGGAGAGGUCUGGACUGAAGGGGAAGAUGAAGAUGAAGAGGGCCUCGUUGAGAAUCAUGAUGUUGAUGAAGAGGACGAAGAACACGACGGUGAAGAAGACGAUAACGACGAAGAAGAUGCUGAAGAUGAGGACGAAGAAGGAAUGAUGUGGGAGGACAUGGAAGAUGAUGGUGACGGAUUGGGUUUGGCAUUAGAUAAUGCCGAUGAAGCGGGACAUGGAGUUCCUAUCCAAGUUAAUCAUGAAGAGGAUGAGCCUGAAAUGGCCUCCGAUGAAGAUGAAUUUGCACUUGAUCAUCAUCAUUUCCACAAUGACGGGAUAUUCAGCUUUGGAGAGGCCUUCGUCAAUUCGGCUGCCAGAGAUCUUGGAGGUUUAUUUGUUCACCGCCGACAUCGCAGUGCAGAAUCGCAAGCUUUUGGCCGUUCUAGAACUGCUCCUGCGCCAGAGACGACUACGCAUCCUCUCUUACUUGACAUGUCAACGGCCAGUCGCUCAAAUAACCACCAACUCAGAGGAUUCAGGCAUGCGCAAAGAAUCAUUAGCAACGGCCCGCCAAAUUUCCUUCAGACAAUUGACGAAAUGCUUGGAGAAGGAUCAAUUCAAGUAUUGCAGCAAAUCAUAUCUCGUGAAGCAGGAGGCGGUGAAACAUUCCGAAUCGAGGUCCCUGCUGGGACAAUCCUGCAUCAUAGUAGGCGCUUCCUAGGCUCGAGUCGUAGUGAAAGGGUGCCUCGUCCCCAAGGAGGUCGGCACGGCCGUGAGUUUGACCCCCUCGGUACAUUGCAGCGAUGGGCGGAGGAGAUGAAAAUUCUUCAUGGUGACUUUGUCGGAGAACGCGUGGUGAAAUUAGCCAAUCACGUUACGUUGGCAUUGCUUCCCGCCGCAGUUGAGGCUAUCAAGGCAGCUAAGGUGCGGGAGGAAGAAGAGAGUAAAAAGAAGUCUGAAGAAGCGGCCAAGGCUGAGGCAGAGAAAGUCGCAAACAGUCAGCAGCCGAGUGAACAAGCUCCAGAAAAGGUCUUGACGCCCGAGCAAACUCCAACAGAUGAGGCUGCUAAUAGAGAUGCAAAUGUAACACCUGCCAUCUUACAUAUACCUUCCCAAGACGAAUCAGAAACACAACAACCCACGACGGAUUUGGCGAUGUCAGAUGCCAACCCAACAGAUGCAGACACUGUUAUGAUUGACGCUCAUGAUUUGGCAAGGCCCGUCUCUCCUGCCGCACCAGAAAUAGCCGCAGCCAUAGCUGUUCCUCCGCAAGAAGUCGUUGCUGGAUCAUCGUCUGAGGCGACCAAUAAUCCACCAGAACGCGUAACUGUCAUGAUUCAUGGAAGUGCAGUCGACAUCACAGAUACAGGAAUCGAUCCCACUUUCCUCGAGGCUCUUCCAGAUGAUAUGCGAGAAGAGGUAUUAAACCAACACGUUAGGGACCAACAGGCUUCACGAGUGGAGCGUCCCCCUGAUUCCCAAAUUAGUUCUGAAUUUCUUGAUGCUCUUCCUCCUGAAAUACGUGCAGAGAUUAUCCAGCAGGAAGCCAUGGAAAGAGCUAGACGUCGGACGGUUGAAGAGAGUGCUAGGGCUCCUGUCAGAGAAGCCGCCGAAAUUGAUCCUGCCAGUUUCAUUGCCAGCCUGGAUCCUACCCUUCGUCAAGCUGUUCUCUUAGACCAAGAUGAUGGUUUUAUUCAAUCGCUCCCAUCUCAUAUGAUCGCAGAAGCAGGAGCGUAUCGAGACGAAUUACACGGGGGCCGUUCCUUGGCUUCUCGUAUACCUGCCCGCAACGUACCAGGUACAACUCCUAUUCGUAAAUAUACACCCCAGCAUGAUGCCAUCUUGCUCUUGGAUCGUCCCAGUGUUGCAGUUUUGGUUCGCUUGUUGUUCUUCCCUCAGGUUCUGAAAAAAACCUUGCUCUUCAAAGUCCUUGUUAACAUUUGCGAAAAUGCCAAAACCAGGAUAGAUCUUUUCAAUAUAUUGCUCGGAAUCCUGCAAGACGGUACUGCAGAUCUCGCCGCAGUCGACAAAAGUUUUGCCCAGAUGUCGGUUCGCAAUCGUGAUACAAAACCUCAGACGCCUAAGGCUGCAGGAAAACAAAAGGCAACUGCUGAUCAUGUUGCUGCUCUGGCAUUACCACCUUCGCAAAUGGAAACAGUUCCGGAUUUAAUUGCGCAAAGAUGUCUGGAGGCAUUGACUUACAUCGUCACAACCAAUGAACUCUCUUCGUUAUUUUUCCUCACCGAACAUGACAUCCCUGCAGGCCUUAGAAGAACGAACCUGAAGAAGGGUAAAGGGAAAGAGAAACAAAACCCACAAACUCAUUAUCCGCUUGUUUUACUCUUGAAUCUUCUCGAUCGUCAAAAUCUUCUACGAACACCAGCUAUUCUUGAAUCGGUAGUUGGCUUACUCGCCACAGUCACCCGCCCGUUGACCAGCUUGAAGGACCAGACAAAAUCGCAGGAAUCAAGCUUACCUUCAUCCUCCUUACAAUCAAUAUCAACAGCUCCCGCCCCUGAAUCCUCAACUGGAACCAACACAUCUGCUCCGGCACCCUCCAAUCAAGCUGCAGAUGCUCCCGUGGUGUCAACAGACUCUGCACCUUCUGCUCCCGACGCUUCUGGAUCUACCAAACCUUCUGAUUCUGUCGACGACAAGGCGUUAUUGCCUCAUCCUCCUCAGAUUCCCAAUAGCACACUGCGACUCAUCGUUAACAUCUUGACAAUCGGUGAAUGUUCAGGUAGAACAUUCCAGCAAAGUUUGGCCUUGAUUCAACAUCUGUCCUACAUUCCUGACUCACGGGAUGUCAUUGCAAACGAGCUGAAGGCUAAAGCCCAAGAGUUUGGUCAAACAUUAUAUGCUGAUUUGGACGAAUUAGCUGUUGCCCUGCAAGAAUCUCAAAGCAAUGUCAUGGUGAGCUCGGUCGCCACCAAGUUCUCUCCGGCGUCUUCCACCCAGGCAAAACUUCUUCGUGUCUUGAAGACGAUCGAUUAUAUGUAUACUCCAAAGCCACCAUCUAGCGGAAGUCAAUCAACAACAUCUGUUGAUGACGUUGAAAAAGUUCAGGCUAUAUACGAAUCCUUCAGGUUUACUCCACUAUGGCGCAGGCUAGGGGAUUGUUUAUCUCUCAUAAGCGAGAAUGCAGAAACCGCACAGGUUGCUACUGUUCUGCUUCCUCUCAUCGAGGCCUUGAUGGUGGUUUGCAAGUUCGUGGCCUCGAAAGGCUCAGGAAAUGUUUUGCGGGCCAUACGGGCGUCAACUUCUCCGAGAUCCCCUGCUACUCCGAAAGAAUCCAUGGAAGACCUGUUUAUCAGCUUCACGGAUGCUCACCGCAAGAUUCUGAACCUUAUGGUCCGAAACAACCCAUCUUUAAUGAGUGGGUCUUUUUCACUUCUAGUGAACAAUUCUCGUGUUUUGGACUUCGACAACAAGCGUAACUACUUUAAUCAGCAACUACACAGGAAGCCUCAUAUUCGAGAACAUUAUGGUACUCUGCAAUUGAACGUGCGUCGUGCUCGUGUUUUCGAAGAUAGUUUCCUGUAUCUUCAGCGCAAAACCGGCGAGCAAAUCAAGCACGGGAAACUUAGUGUUCGAUUUUAUGAUGAAGAGGGCGUCGACGCGGGUGGUCUGACCCGGGAGUGGUUCCAGAUCUUGGCUCGUCAAAUGUUUAAUCCGAACAACGCUCUCUUCCAACCAUGUGCAGCCGAUAAAUUGACUUACCAGCCUAAUAAAAAUUCAUGGGUAAACCCUGAGCACCUGUCAUUCUUCAAGUUCGUUGGUCGUGUCAUUGGGAAAGCCAUUUACGAUGGGCGUUUGUUGGAUGCAUACUUUGCGCGAAGCUUGUAUCGACAACUCCUCGGGAAGCCUGUCGACUACAAAGAUGUCGAAUGGGUGGAUCCUGAAUACUACAACUCGUUAUGCUGGAUCCUCGAGAACGAUCCAACUGCUCUCGAUCUCACUUUUAGCGUUGAAGCUGAUGAGUUCGGUGUCAAUCGCAUCGUGCCUUUGAAAGAUGGAGGAGAGGGAAUUCCGGUCACGCAAGAAAACAAACGAGAAUUUGUGCAGUUAUCUGCUCAGUAUCGCUUGUACUCAUCUAUCAAAGACCAGAUUGAAAGCCUCUCGAGCGGGUUCUACGAGAUUAUCCCAAAAGAUUUGAUAACUAUCUUUAAUGAGCAAGAACUUGAACUUUUAAUUUCUGGCACACCUGAUAUCGAUGUCGAUGAAUGGCGUGCCGCUACCGAAUAUAAUGGAUACACAAGCUCAGAUCCUAACAUCGUCUGGUGGUGGAGAGCUCUCAAAUCUUUCAACCGAGAAGAACGUGCCAAGGUCCUUAGCUUCGCUACGGGCACUUCGAGAGUCCCACUUAGUGGCUUCCUGGAUCUUCAAGGGGUACAAGGAGUCCAAAAAUUCUCUAUUCAUCGUGCCUAUGGCGAACCUGAUCGACUUCCUCAAGCUCACACAUGCUUCAAUCAAAUCGACCUUCCCCAAUACACAUCUUACGAAAUGUUGCGGCAACAAUUAUUGAUGGCUAUUCAUGAGGGUGGUGAAGGAUUUGCCUUCAGCUAA